Messenger RNA from Thlaspi arvense, 1413 nucleotides. The record is from the annotation of a GenBank genome assembly. NCBI's taxonomy places the organism in Eukaryota, Viridiplantae, Streptophyta, Magnoliopsida, Brassicales, Brassicaceae.
AUGCUCCCGUGCAAGUGUGCAACACAUAUUACCUUCAAGGUAGGGUUUGUGUAUUUGAUGGAUCUCUUGAGCAAUCUACCAGACUAUGUUCGUUUUCACCUCUUCUCUUUCCUCACCACAAAGGAAGCUGCUUUAACAUCGGUCCUCUCAAAGAAAUGGCGAAACCUCUUCGCGCUUGCCCCAAGUCUCGACCUUGACGACUCUGUCUUUCUCCAUCCGGAAUGGGGCAAGCGAGAAAGACACGGAAUCCUUCAGAGCUUCAUGGUUUUCGUGGAUCGGGUGCUGUCUCUGCAGGGCGACUCUCCGAUCAAGAGAUUCUCACUCAAGUGUGGAGAAGGUGUUGAUCCAGAUGAUGUGGAUCGCUGGAUACGUAAUGUCCUUGACCGUGGUGUCUCUGAGCUUGAUCUCUCCAUUGAUUCGGUAGGUGAUGGUGAUUAUAUUCUUCCACGAGAAAUGUUCGUGAGCAGUACACUAGUGAAUCUGAGAUUAGCAAGUGAGUAUCUUCAUUGGUGGGUUAAAGCCGAUGAAACGUUCUUACCGAUGCUUAAGACUCUCCGUCUUGAAUCUGAGAUGAUCAUUUGUGGUGAUAAGAUGGAAAAGCUUCUUCCUUGUUUCCCUGUUCUUGAGGAAUUAGCAAUGAUAGGCAUAGAUUGGGUAGUUGCUGACGACACCGUGUCGAGCUCAACACUCAAGAAGAUGACUUUCCACACUACGGGGAUGAGAAAGAUUCAGAACCCGAAGAGCGUCUCUUUCGAUACCCCGAAUCUGCGUUUCUUGGCUUACUCUGAUUUCUCCGCGGAGGACUAUCCUUUAGUUAGGAUGGAGAAGCUAGACGUGGCUCGAAUCGCACUUUCGGUAACUAAUGAUCAAACCAAGAGAAUAAGAGCGGCGAGUAAUGGUUUGUUAAAAGAUGAUGUGGUUCUCAGGUUUCGCAAUGUGGUUAAGCUCAUGAACGGUAUAAAAAACGUUCAUGAACUUCAGUUGCAUCCUGAUACUAUGGAGGUUCUUUCUCUAUGCUGUGAAUCGAUGCCGAUGUUCAACAACGUCAAGAUGUUAGUUAUCACGAGUGACGAGGACAGAGGUUGGCAAACAAUGCCUGUUCUCCUAAGAAACUGUCCACAACUAGAGAAUCUAAUGAUUCAUGGUCUCGUGCACGACGUGACAGAUAAAUGCGGGGAUGCUUGUGACUGCAUCUACAGGAAGGACAAAGGACGUUCGCUCAUAUCUUGUCCGGUGAAAAUGUUUGUGAUUCGAGGGUUUACAGGAACAGUGAGAGAGAUGAACAUGAUUGAGCAUUUCUUGGACUAUUUCCCUUGUUUGGAGGAGGUGGAUGUAUAUAUGGAUGCUAAAUAUCUUGAAGUGCCCUAUCAUGUCCUUGAGAGGAUACAAGAGUUCGACUUCUCAUACACUUGA